AAAUAAUCCACCUUGGUGGAUAUUGAGCGUUGAAUCACGUGUUUGUCUAUAUAGUUACUCUAGAAUAAUCUUGCGUGCUAUUAGGUUGCGAACAUGUCUGGUGAUCGUCAAGCAGCUGUUCACCUACCAGUACUCUGGGCCCAAAGGAAUGAUUGCCUCUACAUCACUGUCGUUGUUAGUGAUGUAGUAAAUAAGACUGUUAAUGUUAAAGAUAAUUCCCUAGAGUUUAGAGCGGAAGCAGGCAAGGAUAAACCUAUUGAGUAUGAAGUUAAACUUGACUUUUAUGGAAAUGUUUGUACAGAGGAACCAAAAAUUACUACUUCCGGUCGAGAAGUUUUUAUUUGCAUAAAAAAGAAAGAAAACGGUUCAUGGCCACGUCUACUUUCACAGAAAACAAAAUGCCCAUGGUUGAAAACAGACUUUAAUCGCUGGAAGGACGAGGAUGACUCAGAACCUGAUAUGGAUGGAAAUAACUUUUCUAAUAUGUUGUCUCAGAUGUCCAAUUUUGGUGACUAUGGAGGCGAUGAUGGUAUAGACGGUGAUCUCGAUUCUGACGAUGAAGACCUCCCUGAUUUGGAAAUGCCAAAUGCAGAUGCUAAGAAGUCUGAAGAAAAUGGAACCGAGGAAGAAACGGAGAAAAAGACACCUGAAGAGGAAGCUUUGCCAGUUAAUUGAGAAGUGAUCCAUCAUUCACCCGGUGGUUGUUUGUCUAUGAACCGCCUGUAUAUGCGCAUUUUACACUUUCACCAUUGACUAUGUUCUUAUUACAGCCUUUUACGAAGUAAUCUUGUUGUUUGUUACAGCUUUAAUUUCAUCUUAAUUCAGCUAUGUUCACUGUUUACUUGGGGUCAGUUUUUGACUCAAAUGUCCAUAACUUUUCGAUGUUAGUGGCUGUGCAUACAAUUGUAAUGAGUUUAAAUCUUAAAGUUCUCUGUAAAUUCCAUUCUUGACAGCAAUAUGUGGAACUAACUACUCGUCAUAGCAUAGAACUUUGAAAUAACUUGGGUUGUGG
This is a messenger RNA of Schistosoma bovis, 1012 nucleotides long. Lineage: Eukaryota; Metazoa; Platyhelminthes; Trematoda; Strigeidida; Schistosomatidae. The record is from the annotation of a GenBank genome assembly.